UAUAACUUCUUGCCGGCCUUUCUGAUCAUCUUCAAACCUCAACUUUCUUAACUACCUUUCAAAAUGGCAAAGGUUCAUCCUCAAGCAUCCGUUUCAGAUCCCUGCAGUAUGGGUUCUGCAGGAAGAGAAACGUUCACUAUAUGGAUGAAAUCUCUUGUAUGUCACACCAAUGGUUGCACCGUUUUUGAUUCAGAAGGGGAGAUUGUCUAUCGUGUUGAAAACUAUGACAGCAGGGGUAGCAGUGAAGUUCAUCUCAUGGACCUGCGAGGCAAAGUUCUCUUCACCAUACUAAAAAAGAAACUUCAACUUCUUGGACGUUGGAAUGGCUAUAGAGGGAACUUUACUGGCACAAAGAAGGAAAAGCCAUGCUUUCAAGUUAAGAAAUACUGGAGGAUUCUCCGGAGAGAUUUAGCUUGUCAAGUGACGAUGGGCUUGAACAAGUACUGGAUAGUUAGCUUAGGUCGCAACAAACAAGGAUUUAAGAUAGUAAACAUGGCAGGAGAUAUUGUAGCAGAGGUGAAGCGGAAGCAAUUAUCUUCCGGGAUGGUGUUAGGAGAUGAUGUAUUAACUUUGGAGGUAGAACCUUAUAUUGAUCAUUCACUAAUCGUUGCUCUUGUGACCGUUUAUGGGUUGAUAAACAAGAGAUUGUAGAUCGAUAAUUCCAAGCAUAAAUUUUCGAGAAAGCAACUAAGCAAGUGAAGCAUGUAUACACGUAUACAAUGUAGGCAUACUCCAGCUAUAUACAAGUGUGUAUAUAUAUAUAUAUAUAUAUAUAUAUAUAUGAACCUUCAGGUAGAAUAAGUUCGAUAUAAAUAUAUAUAGAACAAGAUAUACAGUAUCUCUGCUGAUCUCGAAGAAUAUAUCCCAAAUCAAAGGGGAAAAUAAUGCAUGUGGUUGAUGCAAUUAAACAAAAAAAAACCCUGCAAUGAGAUUCAAGAGAUCUAUAAGGCGUGAUCAGCACAAUCACUCUGACAAACCUGACAUAUGUACUUC
This is a messenger RNA of Theobroma umbraticum, 993 nucleotides long. Its product is annotated as LURP-one-like protein (DUF567). The record is from RefSeq and is a predicted model, not a curated record. NCBI's taxonomy places the organism in Eukaryota, Viridiplantae, Streptophyta, Magnoliopsida, Malvales, Malvaceae.